AUGCUGACACAAUUAUUAAGCCGUCACAUAAAGCGACGUAAUCUUUCUAACAGAGCCAAUAUCAUAUAUCGUCAUUACUCAAUAGGCUCUACAACUGAUGGACGAAUUAUUUCUCAAGAAAUAAAGGAUUUGCCCUUGGGAAAAUAUCAUCAUGCAGCCGAUUCUACACUGGAAAACAUGACAGAGGAUCUGGAAAGAUUCUUUGAAAAUAAUUCAUUGGAUACUUGUGAUGUGGAAUAUACUUCAGGGAUUUUGAGUUUGCAGAUCCCCAAGUUGGGAGACUACGUGAUCAAUAAACAACCUCCUAAUAAGCAAAUCUGGCUUAGCUCUCCUUUAUCUGGACCAAAGCGUUUUGACUACUAUCGUGGACUUUGGAUUGAUUCUAGGACUAUUGAUUCAGCUGGGCAAAUUACUAAUGUUUUAGAAAAUACUCUACAUGAUUUAUUAGCAAAGGAGGUUUCUAAAGGCACCGGAUUGCCAUUUCAGUUUAAUAAGUGA
Molecule: messenger RNA, 498 nt
Organism: Komagataella phaffii GS115
Lineage: Eukaryota; Fungi; Ascomycota; Pichiomycetes; Pichiales; Pichiaceae
Product: Frataxin, regulates mitochondrial iron accumulation
Exons: 1
Coding region: 1-498 (165 amino acids)
Biological process (GO): iron incorporation into metallo-sulfur cluster; intracellular iron ion homeostasis
Cellular component (GO): mitochondrion
Molecular function (GO): ferric iron binding; ferroxidase activity; 2 iron, 2 sulfur cluster binding
Source: RefSeq, a predicted model, not a curated record